Molecule: messenger RNA, 2268 nt
Organism: Rhopilema esculentum
Lineage: Eukaryota; Metazoa; Cnidaria; Scyphozoa; Rhizostomeae; Rhizostomatidae
Product: Golgi resident protein GCP60
Cellular component (GO): Golgi membrane
Molecular function (GO): fatty-acyl-CoA binding
Source: RefSeq, a predicted model, not a curated record
CUCAAUCUCCUCCGCAUCAAAUCAACAAAACAUUCCAAAAUGGAGGAAGUUAGGCCUGACCUGACUGGACACAACUGUCAAUCAGUCGAUCAAAACUUAACGAUACCUUCAGAGGUUAAUGAAAAGGUUAUUGUCAAUGGUUGGAGUUCCGGAAAAGUAUAUAAAUACGGAUUUACUCUCGAGGAACUUUUCAACCUAUCUCUUGAUUACUACAAAAAAGGUAAAAAAGUUUUGAAUUUGAAUUAUGAAGACAAACUGCUUUUGGUUGCAUAUUACAAGCAGAUAUCAUGUGGAAACUAUGACAGCAGUAAAAUGCCAGAAACAGGGUAUUUUGAUGUUGUUGGAAGUGAUAGGAGGAAAGCAUGGCAAGCUUUAGCCAAUGUACCUGUAGAAGAUGCCAUGAUAAAAUUUUGCCAAAUCCUGGAAAAGGGAUCAGCCCUUUAUGAACCAUAUAUGGAGGCACAAAAAAGGGACAAAGAAGAGAAAGAGAGAAAGUUGAAAGAGGAAAUGGAAAGAAAGAAAAGGGAAGAAGAAGAAAGAAAGAGAAAGGAAGAAGAAGAAAGAAAAAGAGCAGAAGAAGAAGAGAAUCAAAGAAAAUUGGAGGAGGAAUUAGCUCGGAAGAAGCUAGCUGAAGAGGCUGAAGCCCUUAGAAGAAAAGCAGAAGUUGAAAACCACCAAAGGAAAGAAGAAGAGAGUAAGCACCAAGAGAAGACGCCUGGUGGUGAGAAACCUAUAAUGGUUGCAUCAAGUCCUGUUCAAGGUGUAUCAGAACAUAAAAUUGCCCAAGCAUCUUUGUGGACACGACCAAAAUUAAACGAAUUUAUUCAGCAUGUUAAAAGAGAUGCUAGCUCCAUAAUUGUUGUUGGUCGUGGUGAAACUGUGACGGUGCGAGUUCCUACACAUGAGCAUGGAUCCUGUCUCUUCUGGGAGUUUGCUUCAGAAUCGUACGAUAUCGGUUUUGGCAUCUACUUCGAAUGGUCUACAUCAGAUAGCAAAGACGAUAAAGUCAAAUUAGAAGAAAAUGAAGGUGAAAUGGACGAAGGAGAUGACACAGAUGAGAACAAGCCAGAAAUUGACGAAGUUCUUCCUGUACUUAGAAGAAACUCGCACGAGGAAGUUAUCGUUGGCAGUCAUCUGUAUCCUGGACAAGGAGUCUAUCUGCUAAAAUUUGACAAUUCGUAUUCUUUGCUGAGAUCAAAAACAUUAUAUUAUAGAGUAUACUACACAAGGUAAUACAGAUUAUAGUAUGUAAUUAUUUGGAAAAUAUUUGGGACACAUAGAAUACUGAACAUUUAACUCGAACUUGGUACAAAGCUUUGCUGCAAAGUGUAGGGCUAAUUUAGAAGGCAUUCUUCAGGUAAGAAGCCGUAUACACUUCUUCGUUGUGGAGCCACGUACAAAUAAUUCAUUUUUGCAUAGGCGCCAGCUAAAUGGGGUCUUGGAUGCUCGAGUCUGCUGAGGAAUUCCUAGAGAGGGUUCACAUUAAGAGAGAGAAAUCACAACAACAAACUUUUGGGGAACAACAAGAUAGAAGUAUUUAUAAUCUUAUUAGAUAAACUGUAAAUAAAAAGGGCUUUCAGCAGUCGUGAUUCUCUUUCAAAAGUACCAUUCUAGUACAGUUGCACUAAGAUUGAAAUUCAUCAUGAACACUCUUUUAACGACAUGAGCCCUUUUGUAUGGCAAUAUUUCUAUUUCAAUUUUGAGCCAGCCCCCGGGAAAAUCUUAAGUCGCUGUCUAUGUCUUUAUAAUACAACAAAAUAUAUAACCUUACUGUGAAUUUCAAUGAAGUUGUUUCUAAAUGUGUUCACAAAGCGUGUUUGGCGUGGUAGUUUUGUAAGUUCGUUAUACUAAAUCAUUGUGAUGGCACUCACUGCCAGUUCAUGUAACACUAACCUUUCCAUGUGUCGAACAUACUCGCUGUUUAAAAGUCACCAAUUUUCUGGAAGAUGCAACAGUCUUGUGAUCAAUGAACCUUUACAGACUGAAGUACAAUUUUUCCAGAACUUCUUGCAACGAUUAAAGGAUUAAAGAGUUUUUAAUGUUAUUUGUAACUCUUUCCGGCACCAGUUAACUUAAAUACAUGAAUUUAUACAAUAGACUUAAAUAAUACGUCUUAUUUUAAUAUUUUCAAACAAGGACAAGAGUAUUGAUAUCAACUGAUUCAAGUCUUUAGCUACUUCAGACCAACAUUUAGUAUUUUGUCAGAUGUUUUAAAGGUUUUUUGUGGCUUAGAAAUAAAGAACUGUUGUUAAAAGCACUCAGAUUGCA